UAUUUGUAAAGCGAUUUUGCACGAUCUUAAAUAAGAAAAUAGUCAGCCGUUGUUCGUCGGACCGUUCAGUUAAAGUUCUGUCGUCCGCCGCGUAUCGUUGUCUCUUCUUUUAAUUUUUUUCCCUUUAAGCUUUUAAUUUAAAUAGAAUAAUUAAUCGCCAUGGCUGAUGAUGAGAAAAAGGCUGCGCCAGCAGCGGCUGCACCAGCACCAGCAGCUCCAGCAGCAGCCGCAGCAGCUCCAGCAGCAAGUGGAAAAGCUGCACCAGCCGCAAAUGGAAAAGCAGCUGCUCCAGCAGCAAACGGAAAACCAAAAGCACCAGAAAAACCAAUGACAGAAGAAGAAAAGAAAGUUUCCGAGGCUAAGAAGGCUAAACAAGCCGAAAUUGAACGCAAGCGUGCUGAAGUACGCAAGCGUAUGGAAGAAGCUUCCAAAGCCAAAAAGGCAAAGAAAGGUUUCAUGACACCAGAAAGAAAGAAGAAACUUAGGUUGUUGUUGCGUAAAAAAGCUGCUGAAGAAUUAAAGAAAGAACAAGAACGUAAAGCCGCCGAACGUAGACGUAUUAUUGAAGAAAGAUGCGGUAGUCCUAGAGAUCUUGAUAGCGCUAGCGAAGCUGAUCUUCAGUCCAUAUGUAAACAGUAUUGGAAAAGGAUAUAUGAAUUGGAGGGUGACAAAUUUGAUUUAGAACACAUCGAGAAAUGUAAAGCACAAGAGAUCAACGAUCUUAAUGCUCAAGUUAACGACCUCCGUGGCAAAUUCGUCAAACCAACCUUGAAAAAGGUAUCCAAAUAUGAAAACAAGUUUGCCAAAUUACAAAAGAAGGCCGCCGAAUUCAACUUCCGUAAUCAACUUAAAGUUGUUAAAAAGAAGGAAUUCACCUUGGAAGAAGAAGAAAAAGAGAAAAAACCAGAUUGGUCCAAAGGCAAACCAGGUGAUGCUAAGGACAAUAAUUCUAGCUUAUUAACAGACCUGCCAUAUUUCAUCUUUAUUUAUGCUUUUAACUUGAAGCGCAUACUCCCGAAACACCAGCUUAAAGAUCAUCAUAAAUAUUUUAUAUUACGAAUAAAAUCACAUUAUAUAAAUACUUAUUUUUUUUUUGUAUUUGAAAAUUUAGCCAACUAUUUGUAUUUGUUUUCUAUAUUUAAAUAAAAAAAAAAAUAUUAUUAUAAUUCAUAUAAAUAUAUAUAUGUAUAUAUUAUUGUAUAUAAAUAUAUACAACUACAAAACAUACACAUGUAAAUUUUAAAUAUAUAAUUUAAUUAUCAUAAUAGUAGCAUAACAUUAUGUAUAAUAAUUAAAAAUAGAUCAAAAAAACAAAAAGCUAUAAUAACAAUAACCAAUAAUAGAGAAAAGAAAAAUUAUUAAAACAAAAAUGACAACAACAAUCAACAACAACAAUCAACAACAACGAUCACCAAAAAAUUUUUUUUAUCCUAAAUGAAAAUAAUUAAAGUAAAUUUUAAAUUAAAUAAAAACAAAAAUAUAAUAAAACAAUUAGAGAAUUGAAAUUAUUAAAUUAUUAAUUUAGAAACUUUUAAAAAUUUCUUAUAUUUUUAAAAAAUUAUUAAUUUAUUUACAAAAAAAGGAAAAAAAUAUUAUUUAAUUUAAUUUUACUUUAAUUUUUUUUGUAUUUUUAUUCAAAUAUAAAAUUUUAAAUUAUUCCUUUUUUAUUUUCAUAAAUAUUUGUUUUCUGGUUUAUAAUUUUUGUUUUUGAAAAUUUUUAGUUUCAGUUCGAUAUUUAUUUUUUUACUUGUUCAUUAAUUUUUUUUCUUUCCGAUCUAUAAAUACAUAUAUAUGUAAUAAUAUACAUACAUAAAUGUUUUUGUUUUAAUUGUAUAAUUUAAUAAUGAGAAAAGAAAAGAAAAAUUAUUAUAUUUUUUAAAUAAAUUGUAAAACAUCCAAUUUUAAUUAAUUUAAAUAAAAAUAAUUUAAUUAAUAAAAAUAAAAAUUUACUAUAUAACAACAA
Messenger RNA from Condylostylus longicornis, 1963 nucleotides. RefSeq names its product troponin I (gene wupA). NCBI's taxonomy places the organism in Eukaryota, Metazoa, Arthropoda, Insecta, Diptera, Dolichopodidae. The transcript is spliced from 11 exons. The record is from RefSeq and is a predicted model, not a curated record. Gene Ontology annotation, cellular component: troponin complex. Gene Ontology annotation, biological process: muscle contraction. The coding region runs from base 160 to 1146 and encodes 328 amino acids.